AUGUCAAUAAACCUAGACUUAAUUCUUGACCAUCCUCCUCCUCUGGAUCCUGCAUGGCUCGCCCACGAAACAGCAGCUGGCCUUCUUACACAACCACAAGUCACACUCACUCCAAAACAGCGUCAACAAGGAUACAGUCAACGAUGUAAAGAUUUGAAUAAACUUCUCCUCAGUGGACAAGAGUCCCAUUUACAAAACGGCAUCGACAUCAAAGACACUUUCAUACCUUCCUCUAAAGUGGAUCAUCAGAUCGGAAUACGCAGCUACACUCCGUCGUCCUCGUUAAAGUCCCAAGAAGGUACUGCGACACCAACAGUGAUCUACUACCAUGGAGGAGGCCUUUACGUUGGCGACCUUGACAGCGAAGAUCUGGCAUGUCGGCGAAUUUGUCUCGCCCAAUCAUGUACGGUCUAUUCCAUCGACUAUCGCCUCAUGCCGGAAUUCACAGCUGACGAUGCUCUCUCUGACGCGUUAGAGGGAUUCCGACACGUUACCGCAUUACACACUGGAGGUUUGAUACUGGCUGGAAGUUCAUCUGGUGGUCAACUUGCUGCACAGAUAUCGCAGGUGGUGAUAGGAGAGGACAGAAAGAGGAUCAUUGGGGUACUACUUAGGGGACCAGUGCUCUGUGAUGCCACUUCUGGUGGCACGAAUAUCCCAACGAAGUUCAAGGAGUACCAUAAGUCUAUGUCGCCAGAGUACCAUACCUCCUUGCUGGCAGCCCCUGCGCUCAACAAAGAUAAUCGUACAAAAGAAAAGCUUCCAUUGGAAGUAGAAAAUCUGAGCGGACUACCAAGACACUGGGUACAGGUUUGUACUAACGAUGUCUACUACUCUGAUGGGGUGUGUUAUGCGGAAGCCUUGAGAUUGCAGGGCGUGGAAGUCAAGCUGGACGUUGUGGUUGGAUACCCUCACACGUUUUGGCUCAAGGCGCCAUUCCUAGAGAGAGCGAUGAAAGCCGAAAGCGACAUGAUAGAAGGGAUAAAAUGGCUGGUGGGGUUCUAA
This is a messenger RNA of Glarea lozoyensis ATCC 20868, 1005 nucleotides long. RefSeq names its product alpha/beta-Hydrolase. The record is from RefSeq and is a predicted model, not a curated record. The transcript has a single exon. Gene Ontology annotation, molecular function: hydrolase activity. Bases 1 to 1005 code for a protein of 334 amino acids. NCBI's taxonomy places the organism in Eukaryota, Fungi, Ascomycota, Leotiomycetes, Helotiales, Helotiaceae.